This is a messenger RNA of Lathyrus oleraceus (garden pea), 609 nucleotides long. RefSeq names its product U11/U12 small nuclear ribonucleoprotein 31 kDa protein. NCBI's taxonomy places the organism in Eukaryota, Viridiplantae, Streptophyta, Magnoliopsida, Fabales, Fabaceae. Gene Ontology annotation, cellular component: U12-type spliceosomal complex. The record is from RefSeq and is a predicted model, not a curated record. The transcript has 2 exons. Bases 1 to 609 code for a protein of 202 amino acids. Gene Ontology annotation, biological process: mRNA splicing, via spliceosome. Gene Ontology annotation, molecular function: RNA binding; zinc ion binding.
AUGUCAAGCAAGAAGAAACACAAACGAAAACACAGCGACAUCGACGAAGACGACGACGUUUUCUACUACCGCUACUGCGCUUCGUCCUCAACCCCCAACACCACCACCGGCACCACAUCCAAUAAUCAACCCCAAUCAAAACCGAACAACAAAGGAUCAUCAAUAGGAGGAACAGGUGAACCCUUAGCACCAUCAAAAUCGACGCUAUACGUUUCUAAUAUAGAUUACUCCCUAACAAACUCCGAUCUCCAUACGCUCUUCUCUACUUUCGGCCGCAUCGCGCGUGUAACCGUUCUUAAAGACCGUCACACGCGCCUGUUGCGACAGCGCCUGAGCCGCGGUGUCGCAUUUGUCCAAUUCGUUUCUCGUAAUGACGCUCAACGCGUCGUGGCGGAGAUGAAUAAGAAGAUUCUCAAUGGAAGGACUCUAACUGCUUCUAUUGUUGCUGAUAAUGGACGUGCUCCGGAGUUUAUUCGUAAGCGCGUGUACAAUAUUAAGACUGCUUUGUGUUAUGAGUGUGGGGGGCAUGGUCAUUUGUCGUAUGAGUGUCCUAAGAAUCAGUUGAGGCCGAGGCCGCUAAGAAGCCGCGGCGGGGAUUUAGUGGGCUGA